Megalobrama amblycephala (Wuchang bream) is the source of this 1631-nucleotide messenger RNA. RefSeq names its product Ras-related GTP binding A (gene rraga). Gene Ontology annotation, biological process: positive regulation of TOR signaling; regulation of autophagy; cellular response to amino acid stimulus. The coding region runs from base 203 to 1150 and encodes 315 amino acids. The record is from RefSeq and is a predicted model, not a curated record. Gene Ontology annotation, molecular function: GTP binding; GTPase activity. The transcript has 11 exons. NCBI's taxonomy places the organism in Eukaryota, Metazoa, Chordata, Actinopteri, Cypriniformes, Xenocyprididae. Gene Ontology annotation, cellular component: lysosome; Gtr1-Gtr2 GTPase complex; nucleus.
GGUACUUUGAUGUCAUACGCAGAUCGGUCUGCGCAGUGCCGUUGCAUCUCGAACAAGCCUAUCGCGAGACAGCAGCAAUUAGUCACGUGCUCAUAGUCACCAUUCGCGAACUAGAGAAAAACAUCGAUGGGGAGUUUAAUCAGGUGUUGAUUAUCUUCAUAUUACAGUGGUUUACAGUGGUAAAGUGAAGUUGAGCAGGGAAAUGUCCAGCACAGCCAUGAAGAAGAAGGUGCUGUUGAUGGGUAAAAGUGGAUCAGGAAAGACAAGUAUGAGGUCAAUUAUAUUUGCCAAUUACAUCGCCAGAGACACUCGCCGCCUUGGAGCCACAAUUGAUGUGGAGCACUCUCAUGUGCGAUUUCUGGGCAAUCUGGUGCUGAACCUAUGGGACUGCGGUGGACAGGACACUUUCAUGGAAAACUACUUCACGAGUCAGAGAGAUAACAUCUUUCGCAAUGUAGAGGUGUUGAUCUACGUGUUUGAUGUGGAGAGCCGAGAGCUGGAGAAAGAUAUGCAUUACUACCAGUCGUGUCUAGAAGCCAUCCUGCAGAACUCGCCUGAUGCAAAGAUCUUCUGCCUAGUACACAAGAUGGACCUGGUCCAGGAGGAUCAGAGAGACUUGAUAUUUAAAGAGCGUGAGGAGGACCUGAAAAGAUUGUCUCGCCCACUGGCCUGCACCUGCUUUAGAACGUCUAUUUGGGAUGAGACGCUGUAUAAAGCAUGGUCCAGUAUCGUCUAUCAGCUCAUUCCUAAUGUACAGCAGCUUGAGUGCAACCUGCGCAACUUUGCUCAGAUAAUUGAGGCAGAUGAAGUCUUGCUUUUUGAAAGAGCUACUUUCCUGGUGAUCUCUCAUUAUCAGUGCAAGGAACAGCGUGAUGCUCAUCGCUUCGAGAAGAUCAGUAACAUCAUCAAACAAUUCAAGCUGAGCUGCAGCAAGUUGGCGGCCUCUUUCCAAAGCAUGGAAGUGCGCAACUCUAACUUUGCUGCCUUUAUUGACGUGUUCACUUCCAACACUUACGUCAUGGUGAUCAUGUCAGACCCGUCUAUACCUUCUGCUGCUACCCUCAUCAACAUCCGGAAUGCCAGGAGACAUUUUGAGAAACUUGAGCGUGUGGACGGGCCCAAACACAGUCUACACAUGCGUAUGCGCUAGACUGCCAACAUAGAGAGUGGUGAUGAGUGAACUGCUGGGAAUCAUCAAGAAGAAUUCCUCCUAUUUUGCUGACUUCACAUGCAUCUAGUGUUUUCUGCCAAGAAACUAAUUCAUCUGAUAUUAAAAGGCACUCACUAAUCACUUUUCUCACUAAUGUUGCAAAGGAACUUCAGUUCUUAAUGAAUUCUGUAAUAUAUGAUUUCCUUAAUAUAUGAUUUGUGCCAUAAGGUGGCUUGCAAGUUACUGAUAGCCAGGAAUAAUAGAUCAUGAAGUCAGCAUUCUUUGCCUGUGUCUUUUAUAUAUUGUCUUAUAUAUAAAACAUUAUCGUCUUUCUGUACUGUUUCCAAAUGUCGAGCAGUAAUCUGUGCGACUAAAAUUGGUCUAACUUAUAAAUUAACAACUUGAUCUACAAAAUCAUCUAUUAUAAAUAUUCUCAAUAAAUACAGAUUGUUCUGUAAUAAAUGUUUUCUGUACAACAAAA